GGGGGGGGGAGAAUGUGACAACUGCUGGAGGCUGCACCGCCUUUAGGGAGGCCUCGGCUCUUGCACCUGUCCCUCUCCGUCUCCGCGACCAGGCGCAGCUCGGGCAGAGCGACGCUCCUUUCUUACCGGGGAGGCUCUCUCUCUCUCUCACGGACAGCCGGGGGGAGGCGCGCACACCGCCGCAGACACCGGCCAGGCAGGCAGCAUGACUUCAGCCUACAACCUGGAUUUUCUGCCCGAUAUGAUGGUGGAGAGCCGCCUGCUCGUCCCUGGAGACAGAAUUAACGGCACGGCCGGGAAGAUGAACGGGGCGCUGGAGCAUUCGGACCAGCCGGACCCGGAUGCCAUCAAGAUGUUUGUGGGUCAGAUCCCGCGCUCCUGGUCGGAGAAGGAGCUGAAGGAGCUGUUUGAGCCGUACGGCGCCGUUUACCAGAUCAACAUCCUCCGGGACCGCAGCCAGAACCCUCCACAGAGCAAAGGCUGCUGUUUUGUCACGUUUUACACAAGGAAAGCUGCCCUUGAAGCCCAGAAUGCACUGCAUAACAUAAAGACCUUAACAGGGAUGCAUCACCCUAUUCAGAUGAAACCUGCAGACAGUGAGAAAUCUAAUGCUGUUGAAGACAGGAAGCUGUUCAUCGGCAUGGUGUCGAAGAAGUGCAACGAGAACGACAUCCGGGUCAUGUUCUCCGCGUUCGGCCAGAUCGAGGAGUGCCGGAUCCUCAGGGGGCCCGACGGGCUCAGCAGAGGUUGUGCGUUUGUCACGUUUUCCACCAGAGCCAUGGCACAGAAUGCAAUCAAAGCCAUGCACCAGUCUCAGACCAUGGAGGGCUGCUCGUCUCCCAUCGUGGUGAAGUUCGCCGACACACAGAAGGACAAGGAGCAGCGGCGUCUGCAGCAGCAGCUGGCGCAGCAGAUGCAGCAGCUCAACAGUGCGACCACCUGGGGGAGCCUGACGGGCCUGGGCGGCCUCACCCCGCAGUACCUGGCCCUGCUGCAGCAGGCCGCCUCCUCCGGCAACCUGGGAGCUUUCAGCGGGAUCCAGCAGAUGGCCGGUAUGAGCGCUCUGCAGUUGCAGAACCUGGCCACUUUAGCGGCAGCGGCGGCGGCGGCCCAAAACUCAGCCAGCCCCUCCACCGCAAACCCCCUGUCCUCCAGCGCCGCCUCCCUGGGAGCGUUGGCCAGCCCAGCAGCAGGCACAACGGCCAGCUCCAACGCCAGUGCCAUGAACUCUCUGACCUCUCUGGGUACCCUGCAGGGCCUGGCAGGCGCAACUGUUGGCCUGAACAACAUUAAUGCACUAGCAGGUAGCAUCAACAUUGCUCAAAUGCUCUCAGGUAUGGCGGCUCUAAACGGAGGUCUGGGCGGCGCAGGGCUCACCAACGGCACGGCAGGCACCAUGGACGCGCUGACGCAGGCCUACUCAGGGAUCCAGCAGUACGCCGCCGCAGCGCUGCCCACCCUCUACAGCCAGUCCCUGCUGCAGCAGCAGGGGGCCGCCGGCAGCCAGAAGGAGGGGCCUGAAGGUGCCAACCUCUUCAUCUACCACCUGCCCCAGGAGUUCGGAGACCAGGAUUUACUGCAGAUGUUCAUGCCUUUCGGAAACGUGGUCUCCGCCAAAGUCUUCAUCGACAAACAGACAAACCUUAGCAAGUGCUUUGGCUUCGUCAGCUACGACAAUCCCGUGUCGGCACAGGCAGCCAUUCAGGCCAUGAACGGCUUCCAGAUCGGCAUGAAGCGGCUGAAGGUGCAGCUGAAGCGCUCCAAGAACGACAGCAAACCUUACUGAUCUUAGCACUAGGUCUGUCCGCUCCCCCAGUUAGCACUGCUAGGGUAAGUCUCCCUCCCCCCAUUUAAAAAAGAGCAAAAGUAAUGGUUAAAAAAAGUUUAUUGAAAAUAAAGCGAGCCAUGGCCUCCUGGGGACUGGGGGAGGGUCGGGGUGAGCAGAGGGAUUGUGGGAGGUAGGGGGAGAUGACCUACAACCACCUGAGGGAGACGCACUUUCCUUGGUUAUUUUUGAAGAUUUCUAUGUAAGCCUUCAACUAUUAUUAUUUAUUACAGCUUUUGACACACAUGAACACUUCCAUUUCUGCCAUUACUUUGUGCAAUCUACUUUUCUUUCUCUUUGGAAGAAAGUUGUUUUUUUUAAAGAAUAGUUUCUUUAAACUUUAAUUUUAUUCUUUUACAUUGAUUAUUUAUACAUUUAUAAAGACUAGUUUGAGUGGAAAGUUGAGACAAAGGAGCCAUGGUACCAUAAUUUUCUUUAGUUUUCUGUUUUGAACUUGAAGGCUGUGAUGGGUUCAUUUUUCAAAAUUUUCUCUUUUUUUAACGCGCUCGCCAAUAUGCACAUUCGCCCUUUGACCUCCACGGUGUUGGUUGCAGGCCGCCGCUGCUUCUCAGAAAAACCCCUUGAUGCCUGCUGGCAACCCGGGAGCAAAGGCUGCAAAACAUUCGUGGCCUCUUAACUGUAAAGUUACACUCUACCACCACCAAGAAGACAAAAAAAACACAAAAUCCAGCUAAACAUGGUCAUUUAUGUACAAAUACAGUUUUUCUUAUUUCACAGAAAUUUAAAAAAAUUGUUCUUACUUUCUGGGUCGGAUCACAUUGGUCUUUUAUGUGAACAGAUUAUAACAGCAUGUAGAUUUGAAAAAAAAUAAAUUAAAUCCAGAAUUUGUGGAAGGAAAUAAUAGUACUACAAAAAUAAGUUUAUGGGUUAAAGGGGCGGGUAUCUGAAAAUACUUGAGGUUUGUUGACAGAUUAAAAAAAUAAUUCAAAGUACAGUAAAGCCACAGGCCUGUAAAUUUUAUUUGUAAAAAAGCAGUUCUAUUUUUAUACAACAUUUUUACUGCCUCAGAUGAAGAAAAAAUGAUUUUAUUUAUUGCCUAUCGUUAAGUUAUUGGACUCCGAUAAAGUAAACAGCAUCGCUCAACUCGACCCUGUGGAGAAACCUGCUGGAGUUCUCCGGUGUUUUUCCUUUUUUAAAAUCCUUUCACGCGAGUGUUUGUUUUUGUUUUUCUUUAUGUUUUGUGCAGAAACAUGGUGACAGAUUUCAUAAGCCCUCCCACAACCCGCCUGUCUCUGUGACCUUCAUCCAUCGUUACGUUUUACAAUCCGUACUUCUCCAUUUGUCCUCUUCGAUUCCGUUAGGGUUGUUUUAAACGUUUAAUUUUUACGUGUUUUUGUCUGUCUGUCUGUCUGUCCCCCCUCCCGUCUGUAAAAUUUAAAAUACAUUUUUAAAACAGAAGGAAAUUGAUAAAAAAUAAAAUAUCGCUGCCCAAACAACACCAUCCAUCUGGGACGUGAUGGAUACGGCUUUGGGUGUGAAUGUGCGUUGUUGCUCGUAAAUGUAGAUCUAUAACAUUAAUGUCAGUUUUCUAGUAUGUAAAGAAAUGUAAAAUUAAUGCUAAAUCUGCUUAUGAAACCAGUGUGUUGUGUUGCUGUUUACCGGUUUGUUUGUUGUUUGUUGUUGACUUUUGGUUUGGUUUUCUUUGGAAGAUGAUGCUGUUGUGGUGUGCUGCUCUGGCUCUCUGUGUGUAACUCUCUCCUCUCCCGUUUUUUCUUUCCCCCUUUUAGAACAACCCAUCUCCAUGCCUGUUAGUUCAUCGUUUGCCUAGCAUGUCUUCGUGGCGUCCAAAAAAAACAAACAAAAAAACUUUAAACAAAAAAACAAACAAAAAAAGUGUCCUCUUCCUCCUACCCCGUCAUUGUUUCUCUGAUGUCUUUUCCGAGCUCACCUGAUCAUAACCUGGUUCUCCUCCACCGCUGCCUACUGAUCUUUUCAGCUUUUAGCUUUUUGGACUUUUAAAUAUCAGUUUUAUGUUUUGGUUUUGUGUUUCUUUUUCUUUUCUUUUUUUUGUUUUUUGCAUGUGACCUCAUUUGGAUUUUAGGGAGGCGUGGGUAAGAAAAUAAAUUAAUGUGAAAAAGAUAAAGCUGCAUUCAUAUGAAAUUUAACUAGAAAGACUGAGAUUUUUAUGAACAAAUGUUCUUUUUGAGGUAAAAAAAAUGACAACCUGUGGUUAAAAAAGUGAUUUCCAUUCUUUAUGUGAUUUUUUCUUUCCUUCUUUCAUUUUAACGUAAACUUGAAAGUUCACUACAGGAAUUGGCGCUUCAUCUUGCUUCUGGUUGCAGACGGAAAAACAAAAAAAGCAGCACCAGAAGCAGUUGGUGCCAGUUUCUCUGAGAAAUAAGACUACUUCCACACAGUUUUAAUAAAAACUGUCUGAUCAAUAUUAGACUCUCUCAGAGCUCUCUAAUGGUUUUUACAUUUUUCAGGCAGUGUAAAGUUUUUUGAUAAGGCCAUUUUAAGUGGCUCUGUUUCUCAUUCAAAGUCUAUAUAUAGAACCACUUUUUUCUAGAGUAGUUUAAAGGUAAAAAAAAUAAAAAAUAAAAAAGGACAUUUGCCCUGUUUGGGGGGGAGAAAUGCUACCUACUUGUGUCACCUUUUGCUGAACUGACUCACAGAUAGACAAUCCGUGGUUUUAAAUGCACAUGAUGAAAUUACCUAUAUUUUCUACUGUUUAAAUGUAUAGAGGAAAAAAACUACGAUACCUGUAACCCACGUUAACGUCGGUGCUUCUUGUGAGUUUAGUUGUGGUUUCAUCACAAGUCUAACGGUCUUAAAUGUCUCAUGUUUUCUCAAGAGAAGACAAAAAAAAUCAGUUUACUUGAACAAUAGACAAAGCCUUUCAUAUUACUAUAAUAGUUAAUUUGUUUUUUUAUUUUAUUUUUAAGGAGUCCCUAUUUGCUAAAUCUCUUGUUGGUUAAUUAGCUAUAUAAAAUUCCUAAAAAUAUAUAUAAAUAUAAAUAUAUCUAUAAAUAUAUAUAUAUAUAUAAAAUGUCAGCUCGUGAAGCAUCAAUGUCAUUAUUAUUUUAUUUCUCUCGUGGGAAACAAUAUUUAGAUGUGUUGUUCAGCAAAAUGUCUUAUAAGGAAAAAAAGACAAGAUCAGUGGAGUUUAGUGCCAAAUCCUGGAGGUACUUCCUGCCUAGCGCGUCAGUGUAUUUCUUGUGAAAUAAUUUGAUAACAUGGGUAUUUUAUUAUAAGUGUUUUGUAUGGAUCCCUCAUAUUUAAAGUAUAGAUUUAAAAAAAGAGUUUGUUAACUUGCUAUUCUGUGGUCUUGUUGCCUGACAAUGUCAUGUUUGCUUUUUUCUUUGUAAAGAUGUAAAAAGUGCCCAUGUGUCAUAUAAAUAUAUAUAAAUAUAUCUAUACACACAUAUGCACACAUGGACACACAAACACUCUCCUGCAGACCUCACAGUUUACUUUUUAAAUGUGCAUGAGAGCCCCUGAGCGUGAAAUCCUCUUCAGCAACCGCUGCUACCCAACAACAACACACACACACACACACAUACACACACACACACACACACACACUCAUCACUUUAAUAUUUUUAGCCACUGUACCGCUGUUUGAGUCAUGAAAGCCUUACCACAAAUCUUUGCACUCCUGUUCUCUCUGUUUUUAUUAGCAUCUCUCGCGCUCAGACGCAAACGUCAGGCUUCGCCGCGCUUUCUCUCCCAGCUGAAAAUAUUAAAGCGAGAGUCGUACGCGAAGCCUUAUUUCUCUAAAUCCCGUCUAAUCCCUUAUUGUUAAGUUCAAAAACCUUUCAGAGUCGUUUGUAUCUGAUGGCGAAUCGUUACUGUUUAUCACCUCCGAGGAGCGAAACGCUUUCAUGAUGUAAGCACAGGGCAAGACUCGUUCAUUCAGCCUCAGUCUGUUUAGGAAAAAGCACACGUCGCCGUCGGUCCGUCCGUCGGGUCGGCCGGCCGGCGGGCGGGAAGGAGGCGGGACGCUCCGGAUCUGCUGCUGAACUCUUAUUUAUUUAUUUUGUCUCAUCGUGUAAGGGGCCAAAAUCAUGUAUAGAUGCCAAAGUGUGUUAUUGACAUUCACAUAGUCGAGCCGUUUACAUGGCACAGUGUUGUCAGUCUAUUCAACUGCCCCUCCCUGAAAGCCUCGUUUACGGUCUGCAAAAAAGACAAAAAAAAAGGCAGCAUUAUUUUCUACAGAAGCUCACCAGUCGCCUUAACCAGGGAGAGUCGCACCAGUGUUAUAAAGGUAGAGGAUGUUGUGCCAAGUCCAGGUUCAGUUCUGUGUGCCGUUAACGCCCCAUCUGUUUGGGCUUCCUCCAUUUCGUCCCGCGCUCUUCUCCGGGUUGUUGUCUCCCAGGCUAACCGAGGUUAUUAGAAACAGGAGGAGCAUCUUAUUGGAACGGCGACGGGGGAAAUAAAAAGCUUGUUGGCUUAAGAGGAAGAGGUCGCGUCUGCAGGUCCACACAGGAAAAAACAACCGGAGCCGAGAUGAAGGCAGCGCCGCUUUCAUUAGACGCUCGACACCAAACCGAAAUGUUAUUUCUCUGAUUGUGGAACUUUAAUGCUGCAUACGUCAAAAGUGGAGAAAGAAACAGCCAUAACUACACAUUUAACAGCCAGAACAUUUAGGAACCAACAGAGGAAUAUUUGUGUGCAGUGGACCUAAAAAGUUUACACACCCGUUAAAACGCAUCUUUCUCACGAUUAUUUAUCGGAUUAGACGCAUCGGACCUUUUGGCCAGAACACAGGUCGUCCGAUAUCUGGGAAAAUUAAUACAGUUUUAUGCAUUUUGGCCUUUAAUCCACCUAAAUAUUAUUAUUUAUGGAAACUCCAACCAAAGUGUAAGAAAACAGUUUAUGUCUUCUUAAAUCUAAAAGUUUUAGAUUCUCUCAAUUUAUCCUCACUUUCUUUGACACGAUUCCUAAUCAACAUCGUCUUUAUAUUCAACUUUGGUCAUUGAAAGUAAUUCAAUCUGUCCACACAAGUGAACUUCCUGCCGCCAUAUUUGAUCUGUAACAGGAAGUCAUUUUGUUUUGAAGGAUUCUGAUUGGCUGGUUUUAGCUUUGCGCUGCACUGCCCCCUAUGUGUUUGGUAUGUUUACAGCAUCAUGAGUACGAUACUUUUUAAAACAAAGUGGUGGAGAUAUUUGUUUAUGGUACAACUGGCAGCAAUCUCCUGCAUCGUUUAUUUAUUUAUGGUACAAAAAGUCGGGAUAAGCUUCGACAAAUUUAGCAACAAUGCCUUGGAGGGCUCCAAAACAGAUGUAAGAUUAUUUGUUUUGGUUUGAAAAUAUCAUAAGUUGAACUGAAAAACAGUGUCAUGGUUUUAUGUUGGGGGUUUUUUCAGCUCACGCUGGGUGGACAAGGUGGAGGGAAUCAGGACCCGUCCCAAAUAGAUAUCAAACCUUCAGUAUUCUGGUAGAAAGCUGAAGACAAACAACUUCAGUUUUUAGCAGGACGACACUCUCCAAGCGUCCAAAUUAACAAAAUAAUGAGGAAAAGGCCAGAAUCCAGACCUGAAUCUGAUUCCUUCCCAAUCUGACAGAUCUGGGUUGUUUUCCCUCCUGAUAGUCCGAUUGAUUCGGUUCGACUGGGAACCAAAACUGCAUCAUUUUAGUCAAACCAAGCUGUUCCCCUCCAGGUCUGUGGGGGCGCUGCACCAAGGCGUAUAAUUUCAACUUCAUUGUCGUACGACUUUAUUCUUAGAAUAUUAUUUUAGUCUUGCGAUAUGAUUUCUUUUCUGGUAAUAUUACUAGUUUAUUCUCAUAAUAUGAAUAUUCUCAUGUUAUUUCAAUUUCAUUUACACCUUAUUCUUGUAAAAUGACUUUUCUUAUAUUAUUACGACUUUAUCCUCAUAGUGACUUUAAUCUUGUAAUACGAGUAUUUUUGUGUUAUUCUGACUUCCUUGGUCCUCUUGGCGUUCACAUGUGAGUUCACCUCAACUGAACCAAACUGAGGUUUGUAGGUGGAGCAGAGUUUCCUGCUCAUUCGAACUCGAGUUUGAUUAAAGCGGACUAAACAAAAGAAAAUUUCCGAGUCAAUUGUUCUACGUUAGCCGAUAAAUCGGUCAUUCUUAAUCAGAAAAACCUUCCAUUUUAAGGUGGUGUGUAAACUUUUUAUAUCCUCUGUACAACUCCAUAUUUCACUCUCACUUCUUUCUUGCACAGUAUUUUUUCAUUUAAACGCAGAUGCUAGAUGUUAAAGACCUGUAAAAGUCCAAAAAUGAUAUUUUGCGCUGCCAAAUUGCACCAACUUGCACACAGCCCGACGUGGCGCAGCGUUAGCUCGAAGCAUCUCGCCUUUGGAAGCACAAGAAGCCGAGUUUCUGUGGAGCGGCUCACCUCAGGGGCUGUCAUCGCCAACGCUCGUUGUAAUCUUUCUAUCUCGUCACUGUUCACUUCUCUGUUCUCCUUCUUUCUUAAUUAUCUUAAGUGCUAUUUAUCAAAUACUGAAAUCUGAAAGGACAAAAAAAAUCGAACUUGUUGUUUCUUUGCAUUAUGGCUUAUGUCAAGUUUUUUGAGGAGAAAAAUGUUUUGUGUGUUCUCUUUCCGUGGCGUAAAAACAGAGCUUGUUGUCUGUAAAGAAAAAAAACUACAAAAAUUUACCAAAAAAAUCAGAUUUUUGUUGUUGCUGUUGUUGCUUUUGUUAAUUUUGACUCAAAAUGGUUUUCAGUAGUUUCAGAGUUAUUGUCUUGAGAGAAGCCAAAGUCAAUGCAUUUCAGUGGAUCCUGUAAGCGUGAUGUAUGUUUGUUUGACAACACUUGGAAAUCUGUCACUGGAUGGGAUUUAAAAAGUACAAAAAAUGCAGGCUUUCCUAUUUCUACAACUGAUUGUACUUAUGCAUUUUGUACCAGUGGAAUUUUUUAUACUGGAGAUUAAAGGAUACAACAAAAAAAUCUUAGAAAAACGCUGUCUGGCCUGGUGAUGUGGCCUGACCCGACUGGUCCCCGAGUAUGAUUUCUAGCUGGCAUCAAGAACGUUGGCUUUUGAUAUAAGAUUUUCUAAAAGAUCUUUGGCUUUAUUUCUUUCACUUCUUUUUCCUCACUUUAAUGUUUUUUUCUUUUUCAAAAGAGGAGGGUAGGUGAGUGUCAGACCUUUCAUUUUACUUAUUAGUAGUUCUAGCAAGUUUGUCUAUACAACAGCAGUAAGUUUCAUUUGACUUCUGUAUUGUCGUCUACACCAUAAGACAAUUAUAGAAAAAGAAAGAAUAGAAGUAUUUAGUCACCUUCAGUGGAUUAAUGUAUUAGUUUAAUAAAGAGAUCAACUAAUUAGAAACCUUUUGCUUUUAGCUGUUUAGAGUUUUUCCGGUUUCUCUGUCCUUCUCUGUGAACUAACUGUGUAGCUGAAGCAGUCAGAAUUAUUUUUGUAAACGUAUGUUCUUGUGUGAUGCAGUUUUUUGCUUCUGUCUCCUAUAUUAAACCAUUUUUCCUAAUA
Molecule: messenger RNA, 9240 nt
Organism: Xiphophorus maculatus (southern platyfish)
Lineage: Eukaryota; Metazoa; Chordata; Actinopteri; Cyprinodontiformes; Poeciliidae
Gene: celf2
Product: CUGBP Elav-like family member 2
Exons: 13
Coding region: 206-1786 (526 amino acids)
Biological process (GO): mRNA splice site recognition; regulation of alternative mRNA splicing, via spliceosome
Cellular component (GO): ribonucleoprotein complex; cytoplasm; nucleus
Molecular function (GO): mRNA 3'-UTR binding
Source: RefSeq, a predicted model, not a curated record